Messenger RNA from Mesitornis unicolor (brown roatelo), 353 nucleotides. Its product is annotated as myosin regulatory light polypeptide 9. The transcript is spliced from 2 exons. The annotation marks the transcript as partial. Gene Ontology annotation, biological process: myofibril assembly; platelet aggregation. NCBI's taxonomy places the organism in Eukaryota, Metazoa, Chordata, Aves, Mesitornithiformes, Mesitornithidae. The record is from RefSeq and is a predicted model, not a curated record. Gene Ontology annotation, cellular component: myofibril; cytoplasm; stress fiber. Gene Ontology annotation, molecular function: calcium ion binding.
GGAAGAACCCCACUGACGAGUACCUGGAGGGCAUGAUGAGUGAGGCGCCGGGGCCCAUCAACUUCACCAUGUUCCUCACCAUGUUUGGGGAGAAGCUGAACGGCACUGACCCGGAGGAUGUCAUCCGCAAUGCCUUCGCCUGCUUCGACGAGGAGGCCUCAGGCUUCAUCCACGAGGACCACCUGCGUGAGCUGCUGACCACCAUGGGAGACAGGUUCACCGACGAGGAGGUGGACGAGAUGUACCGCGAGGCACCCAUCGACAAGAAGGGCAACUUCAACUACGUGGAGUUCACUCGCAUCCUGAAGCACGGAGCCAAGGACAAAGAUGAUUAAAGCCCGGGGCUGCUGCCC